This is a messenger RNA of Telopea speciosissima, 1637 nucleotides long. Its product is annotated as beta-glucosidase 12-like. The transcript has 13 exons. Gene Ontology annotation, biological process: carbohydrate metabolic process. Gene Ontology annotation, molecular function: beta-glucosidase activity. NCBI's taxonomy places the organism in Eukaryota, Viridiplantae, Streptophyta, Magnoliopsida, Proteales, Proteaceae. The coding region runs from base 42 to 1568 and encodes 508 amino acids. The record is from RefSeq and is a predicted model, not a curated record.
CAGGAAGGUUGAGAGUUUGAGACGGACGGCCACUCCGUGAUAUGGCAACUGGAGGCUCUGAAACUCCAGUUUUGCUCUUAGGUUGCCUCCUCCUCCUGGUCAACUCGGUGGCCGUGGCGAGUCAAGACUCGGUUUCAUUCAACCGGAGCAGUUUUCCUGAGGGUUUCAUCUUUGGCACAGCUUCUGCUUCUUACCAGUAUGAAGGUGCAGCUCAAGAAGGUGGUAAAGGCCCCAGUACGUGGGAUGUUUUCACUCAAAGAUAUCCAGGUAAGAUAAAGGAUCAUAGUAAUGGAGAUGUAGCCGAUGAUUCUUAUCACAAAUACCAGGAAGAUGUAGGGAUAAUGAAGGAAAUGGGAUUGGACGCUUACAGAUUCUCCAUCUCUUGGCCCCGGUUACUGCCUCAUGGAAAAUUGAGUAGGGGAGUGAAUGAGGAAGGAAUCAUAUAUUACAACGGUCUCAUCAACGAGCUCAUAUCCAAUGGUAUGCGGCCCUUCGUGACUCUAUUUCAUUGGGAUCUUCCACAAGCCCUAGAAGACGAGUAUGGUGGUUUCUUAAGUCCUCACAUCAUUGAUGAUUUCCGUGACUAUGCGGAGCUAUGUUAUCGAGAGUUUGGUAAUCGAGUGAAGCAUUGGAUCACCUUGAAUGAGCCAUGGUCCCUCAGCAUUGGAGGAUAUGACUUGGGCAUCCAUGCACCAGGCCGGUGUUCUAAAUUUGUAGGAAAUUGCAGCAGUGGGAAUUCAGCAACAGAGCCAUAUUUGGCAGGCCACCACCAGCUUCUUGCUCAUGCAGCCGCUGUUAAAGUGUACAAGGACAAGUAUCAGGCUUCACAAAAGGGCAAAAUUGGAAUAACAUUAGUCUCACACUGGAUGGUGCCUUUCUCCAAAGAUGUAUCCAACUAUGUUGCGGCUCAGCGAGCACUUGAUUUCAUGUUUGGAUGGUUUAUGCAACCAUUAGCCUAUGGUCACUAUCCAAAAAGCAUGCGAUCUCUGCUCGGAAACCGCUUGCCGGAGUUCUCGAAAGAGCAAUCUGUGAUGGUAAAAGGAUCCUUUGAUUUCUUGGGACUAAAUUACUAUACUGCUAAUUAUGCAGCUAAUUCUCCCUACAGUAACAGUGUUAACAAGAGCUAUUUCACAGAUUUUCACGCUAAUCUCAUGGGGGUGCGGCAUGGGGUCCCCAUUGGUCAAAAGACUGGUUCGGCUUGGCUCUACAUGUAUCCUCGAGGAAUCUGGGAGCUUCUGCUUCUUACAAAGAAAAGAUACAACAAUCCAACAAUCUAUAUUACUGAAAAUGGAGUAUCGGAAGUCAAUAACGAUACACUAACGUUGGAGGAAGCUCUGAAGGACAACAUGAGAAUAGAGUACCAUCGUCGCCAUCUUAUAUUCAUUCGCAAAGCCAUCAAAGAGGGUGUGGAUGUGAGGGGAUACUUUGCUUGGUCACUUCUGGACAACUUCGAGUGGGGCGAUGGAUACACAGUUCGUUUUGGUAUUAAUUAUGUGGACUACAAAAAUGGACUGAAGAGAUAUCCGAAGCAUUCUGCCAUUUGGUUUAAAAAGUUCCUCCAAAGAUAGGUAUACACUUCAUGUAUGUAUAUUAGGCCAUUAUACUUAUACUCAAAUAUAAAGUAUGUUAUUGCAAUG